AUGGAUAACAUAUUAACCCGUACGGCAUAUCUAUACUCAAUCCUGGCGGCGACAUUCGCCAAACCUGCUUCGGCUACCAUCCUGUAUAAAGAUCUCCACCUAGUACCCUCCUACGCCAAAGCACAUGGAAUCCUGAUGAGUGUGGCUUUCAUACUCAUCUUCCCUCUUGGUGCUACAAUACUUCGCCUCUCCAAGUCCAAACACACAGUUUGGAUCCAUGCCAGCAUUCAACUCGUAGGAUGGGCUCUUAUGCUCGGCGGUCUGGUCACUGGUCUUCGUGUAGGAAAGAUACUGGACAGACUGCACAACAACGCCCACACGAUCUUCGGAACAGUCAUCGUGGUCCUCAUGCUCAUCCAGCCGUUUCUGGGUGCCAUCCACCACUGGAUGUAUAUCCAGAAGAAGACGCGCACGGCUCUAGCCCCUGUGCAUGUUUGGUUGGGCCGGAUUCUGAUUGUCCUUGGCAUGGUGAAUGGUGGGUUAGGGCUUCGGCUUGCGGAUAAUACUCAUGGGGGUAAGAUCGCGUAUGCGGUUGUUGCUGGUGUAUGUGGCGCGAUGUACUUGGCUUGGGUUAUCUACCGUCUCAAGUGGACGAGGAACAGGAGCAAGGAGGUUGAGAAUGUAGAACUGCAGGGGACGGUGGAUUAG
Messenger RNA from Aspergillus udagawae, 648 nucleotides. Its product is annotated as cytochrome b561 domain-containing protein. The transcript is spliced from 3 exons. Lineage: Eukaryota; Fungi; Ascomycota; Eurotiomycetes; Eurotiales; Aspergillaceae. Bases 1 to 648 code for a protein of 215 amino acids. The record is from RefSeq and is a predicted model, not a curated record.